Galeopterus variegatus (Sunda flying lemur) is the source of this 6572-nucleotide messenger RNA. RefSeq names its product unconventional myosin-XVB-like. Gene Ontology annotation, cellular component: cytoskeleton; myosin complex. Lineage: Eukaryota; Metazoa; Chordata; Mammalia; Dermoptera; Cynocephalidae. The coding region runs from base 79 to 6162 and encodes 2027 amino acids. Gene Ontology annotation, molecular function: ATP binding; protein binding; cytoskeletal motor activity. The record is from RefSeq and is a predicted model, not a curated record. The transcript has 52 exons.
UUGGCUGCAGCCUUAGCCCUGGGGCAGCACUCCUCUGUGUGCCCUGGAGAGAAUGGGGGCAGCCCUUAUGGGAGGGGGAUGAGGGCACAGGCUUGUGUGCUGGCCCCACCUGCCCUGUGCCCCUGCCUCGCGUGUGUGCCCACCUCACUGGAGAUGUGCCCCCAGGCGCUGCGGGUGAACGGCCUGGAGCAACUGUGCAACAACCUCGCCAGCGAGCGCCUGCAGCUCUUCUCCAGCCAGCUGCUGCUAGCCCAGGAGCAGGAGGAGUGUCAGCGGGAGUUGCUGCCCUGGGUGCCUGUCCCGCCAUCUCCAAGGGAGUCCUGCCUAGACCUCCUGGUAGACCAGCCCCACAGUCUCCUGAGGAUCCUGGAUGCCCAGACAUGGCUGUCCCAGGCCACAGACCACACCUUCCUCCAGAAGUGCCACUACCACCAUGGUGAUCACCCGAGCUAUGCCAAGCCCCAGCUGCCCCUGCCCAUCUUCACAGUGCGGCACUACGCCGGGACCGUCACCUACCAGGUUCACAAGUUUUUGAACAGAAACCGGGAUCAUCUGGAUCCUGCCGUGGUGGAGAUGCUUAGCCAGAGCCAGCUCCAGCUGGUGGGCAGCCUGUUCCAGGAAGCAGAGCCCCCACCCGGGGGAGGGCGAGGCAAGCCCACGCUGGCCUCUCGCUUCCAGCAGUCCCUGAGCAACCUCAUAGCCCAGCUGGGCAGGAGCCGCUUCUAUUUCAUCCAGUGCCUCAACCCCAACCGUGGAAAGCUUCCAGGCCUCUUUGACGUGGGACACGUGGCAGAGCAGCUGCACCAGGCGGGCAUCCUGGAGGUCAUAGGCACCCGCAGUGCCAGCUUCCCUGUGCGUUUGCCCUUCCAGGAGUUCCUGGCCAGGUUCCAGGCCCUGGGGACCGAGGGGCAGGAGGACCCCUCUGACCGGGAGAGGUGUGGUGCCAUCCUGAGCCAGGUGCUGGGGGCUGAGUCCUCGCUUUAUCACCUUGGAACCACCAAGGUCCUGCUGCGGGAGCAGGGCUGGCAGCAGCUGGAGCGGCUCUGUGCCCAGCAGCGCUCCCAGGCCCUGCUCACCCUGCACCGCCGCCUCCGUGCCUGCAUCUCCCGCCAGCACCUCCGCCUCCUGCCCCGAGUGCAGGCUCGUGUGCGUGGGCUCCAGGCCAGGAAGCGAUACCUCCGGCGGCGGGCAGCUCUGGGACAGCUGAGCACCAUCCUGCUGGUGGCCCGGCCCCUCCUCUGGAGAUGGCGGAGACGGCAGCCUGGGCAUUGGUGCGGCUGGCACAGCGGCAGGGCCCUGGGGAGAGUGCCAGUCAUGGAGCUGGGGCGCUUGGAGAUCCCAGCCGAGCUGGCUGUCAUGCUGAGGACAGCGGAAGGCCAUCAGGACACCCUGGCCAGGAGCAUUACUGAGUCCAUGCUCCCCGAAGUUUCUGUUCGGCCCAGCCUGACCCUCCCACCGGACAUUGACCGAUUCCCUUUCUCCAGCUUCGUCUCCACCAGCUUUCAGGAGCCAUCCUUGCCCAGCCUAGGGCAGCCACUGACCAAGCCCCUGACCCGCCUGGAGGGUGAGAACCCUCAGCAUGCCCUGGACAUCAACAAGGUGAUGCUGCGGCUCUUGGGGGACGGAUCCCUGCUGUCCUGGCAGAAACAGACCAUGGGCACAUACCUGGUGCGGCAGGGGCAGCGCCGGCCAGGGCUGCGGGACGAGAUCUUCUGCCAGUUGGUGGCCCAGCUCUGGCACAACCCGGAUGAGCAGCAGAGCCAGUGCGGUUGGGCCCUCAUGGCCAUCCUGCUCAGUGCCUUCCCCCCAAUGCCUGCCCUGCAGAAGCCACUGCUCAAAUUUGUGUCCGACCAGGCCCCCAAAGGCAUGGCAGCGCUAUGCCAGCACAAGCUGCUGGGGGCCCUGGAGCAAACACAGCUGGCCCCUGGGGCCGCACGGACCCACCCACCCACCCAGCUCGAGUGGAUGGCCGGAUGGCGGCGGGGUCGCAUGGUGCUGGACGUCUUCACCCCUGCAGAGGAGUGCUACUCAGCUGAGGUGGAAUCCUGGACCACAGGGGAGCAAUUUGCCGGGUGGAUCCUGCAGAGCAGAGGCCUGGAGGUGCCCCCCCGUGGCUGGUCCGUGUCACUGCACUCCGGGAACGCAUGGCAGGACUUGGCUGGCUGCGACUUUGUGCUGGACCUGAUCGGCCAGACCGAAGACCUGGGGGACCCAGCCAGUCCCCGCAGAUACCCUAUUGCCUUCCUCAGCUCAGCCGAAGACAUCCCCCCUGCCCCUGAUGUCCAGGCCCCCUCGCUGCCCCCAGGGUUCCCCCUAGGUCCAGUGCCAGUACUGCCCAGCAGAGGCCACACAGGUGAGGCCCGAAGGUUGGGGAGUCUGGAUGGCUUCCUGGACCACCUUUUCGAGCCAGUCUUCUCCCCGAGCCUUGGUGAUCUGGAACAAGGCAGGGCUCUGAGGGGCCGCAUGAAGGGAGGGGGAGCUAUCGGGCCUAUGCAGCAGGGCUACCCCAUGGUGUACCCAGGGAUGAUGCAGGUGCCUGGAUACCAGCCAGCCAUGGUGCCUGCACCCCUGCCCAUGAUGCCAGCCAUGGGCACAGUUCCCACCAUGCCAGCCAUGAUGGUGCCACCACAGCUGCAGCCACAGCUGCAACCUCUGCUUCCCAGCCUGGACACGAGGCAGCUGGCGGUCCAGCAGCAGAACUUCAUCAACCAGCAGGCGCUGCUCCUGGCCCAGCAGAUGACCACCCAGGCCAUGACCCUGUCCCUGGAGCAGCAGACCCAGCAGCGCCAGCGCCAAUCCCAGGCCCCCAGGGCUGCCUCCCAGACCCCCGGGGCUGCCUCCCAGGUCCCUGGGGCUGUCUCCCAGGCUCUACCCUCAGCUAUGACUUCCAAGCCCAGGAAGCCCCCCGCCCCUCGAGAGGAGCCAGAGCAUGACGUGGACUCAGUGGGUGCCUGCUUGAGGGAGACCUCAGAGGAGGCUGAAGACAGGUCCUGGUGGCCCGAGAGCUUCCAGCAGAAGCGGGACUAUUUCCAGAGGAUGGGCCAGCAGGAGAUCAAGGUGAAGGUGGUGAAGCCUCCGGCCAAGGUCCAGAUGCCCCGGGGGGAGGAGCCGGAGGAGCAAGAAGAGGAAACAGGAGCAGUGCUGUCCCCUCCUCCUCCCCCAGCGGUGAAGAAGCCCUGGAAAGGAGGCGAGGUCAGAGCUGCAAAAGAGGCCGAAGCUGAGCCCACCGGGAAGGCAGGGCCCGGUCCUGGCCGAGGGCCAGCGCAGGGCAGGGGGCCCGUGGUGCGCAGCUUGGAUCCCACGCCCCAGCGGCCAGAACCCAGCAGGGAAAUUCGCAACAUCAUCCGCAUGUACCAGAGCCGCCCGUCCCCUGUCCCUGUGCCUGUGCAGCCGUCCAGGCCCCCCAAAUCUUUCACGAGGAAAUAUGAUCCUAAGGACGAGGCUCUGGCCAAGUUGGGGAUCAACGGUGCCCACUCCCCGCCUCCGACACUGUCCCCCAGCCCAGGGAAGGGCCUCCCACCAGCUGUGGCUCCUCGACCCAAGGCCCCACCACAGCUUGGGCCCUCCAGCUCCAUCAAGGAAAAGCAGGAGCACCUUCGGGACGUGUUUGGCCGGAACCCGCCCACUGCCCAGGCACCCCCACCUCCACCAGCACCCCCACUGCCUCUGCCUGAGGACCCAGGGGCCCCUUCAGCUGAACCUCGAGGCUUGACGGAGCCCAUGGGGGACCAGGGGCUCUCUACCCAGCUACUCGCAUCCUCUGCUAGUGUGUGCUUCUCCUACGCCAGUGCAUCCUGGAAGUUGUUCCUACGCAAGGAGGUGUUCUACCCCCGGGAGAACUUCAGCCAUCCCUACUGCCUCAGGCUCCUCUGCCAGCAGAUCCUGCGGGACACCUUCGCCGAGUCCUGCAUCCGGAUCUCCCGGGAUGAGCGACGCAAAAUGAAGGACCUGCUGGGAGACUUGGAGGUGGGCCUGGACUCCCUUGACACUGCUGAAGACAGCGUUAAGAAGCGCAUUGUGGUGGCUGCACGGGACAACUGGGCCAACUACUUCUCCCGCAUCUUCCCUGCCUCGGGCGAGAGUGGCAGCGAUGUGCAGCUGCUGGGUGUGUCCCACCGGGGGCUGAGGCUGCUCAAGGUGACCCAAGGCUCCAGCUUCCACCCUGACCAGCUGAAGACACUCUGCUCCUACAGCUUUGCUGAGGUUUUGGGCGUGGAGUGCCGGGGCGGCUCCACCCUAGAGCUGUCACUGAAGAGCGAGCAGCUGGUGCUGCACACAGCCAGGGCAAGGGCCAUCAAGGCCCUGGUGGAGCUGUUCCUGAGUGAGCUCCAGAAGGACUCCGGCUACGUGGUGGCGCUGCGCAGCUAUGUCACAGACGACUGCAGCCUCCUCAGCUUCCACCGCGGCGACCUCAUCAAGUUGUUGCCGGGGGCCACACUGGAGCCAGGCUGGCAGUUUGGCUCUGCCGGGGGCCGUUCCGGACUCUUUCCUGCUGACAUAGUGCAGCCAGCUGCUGCUCCCGACUUUUCCUUCUCCCCGGAGCAGAGGAACAACAGGCACAAGAGGCAGCUGCAGCUUGGGGAGCCAGGGCUGGCUCAGUGGGACAGGGCCUCAGAGAGCCAGACACACAGUGAUGACUUGGAAGCCACCAGCCUGCCCUCCUCUGUGGCCUGCACCUCUCUAUCCACCGACUCUCACAACUACACCAUGCAGGAAUUUGCCCUGCGCUACUUCCGGAAGCCUCAGACCUCCAGGUGGCACAAGACUGGUGACAGUGCUAAGGAGAAGGCCACAGCCAGCCUGGUGCAGUAUACCAAGGCUCCCAUCCGGGAAUCACUCAUCAACCUCAGUGAUAAGGACAGAAGCAGGCAGGCUGUGGCAAGCUUCCAGACUCUGAUGCAGUUUAUGGGGGACCAGUCUAAGCCCCGAGGCAAGGAUGAUGUGGAUCUGCUCUAUGAGCUGCUGAAGCUGUGCCAAGAGAAGGACCUUAGGGAUGAGAUUUACUGCCAGGUCAUCAAGCAGGUCACAGGACAUCCCCGGCCGGAACACAGUGCUCGGGGCUGGAGCUUUCUCAGCCUCCUCUCAGGUUUCUUCCCCCCGUCAACCACUCUGAUGCCCUACGUGACUAAGUUCCUGCAGGAUUCAGGCCCCAGCCAAGAGCUGGCCCGGAGCAGCCAGGAGCACCUCCAGCGUACAGUCAAAUUUGGGGGACGCCAGCGGCUGCCCCCGCUGGGUGAAAUGCAGGCUUUCCUGAAAGGGCAAACAGGCCGUCUUCUUCUAAUUCACCUGCCUGGGGGCGUGGACUACAGCACGAAUAUCCAAACAUUCACGGUGGCAUCAGAAGUGCUGGAGGAGAUGUGCAGGCAGAUGGGCAUCACGGACCCCCAGGAAGUGCAGGAAUUUGCCCUCUUCCUCAGGAAAGGGGAAGGAGAGCUGGUGCGGCCCCUGUGGCCCCACGAGUACCUCAACAGCAUGCUGGUAGACAAGGACGUGAGCCUGUAUGGCCGGCGGCUCGGCUGGGAGACCCCGCUGCACUUUGAUAAUCCCAUCUACGUCAGCAUCCACUACAGCCAGGUGCUGCGGGACUACCUUCAAGGGAAGCUGGCGGCCAGUGCCCAGGCAGAUGCCCAACUCGCCAGGCUGGCUGCCCUGCAGCACCUCAGCAGAGCCAACAAGACCCCCCCUCCAGAGCAAGAGCUUCUGGAGUAUAUCCCGAAGCCUCUGCGAUGGCAAGUGGACGUGGCCACCAUAAAGAGUUUGAUGGGCCAGGAGCUGAGGCAGCUGCAAGAGCACAGCUCCCAGGAAGCACAGAUCAGCUUCCUUGAUGCCAUAGGCCAGCUGCCUCUCUUUGGCUACACCGUCUACGUGGCAGUGCGAGUGAGUAAGCUGGCCCUGCCGGGACCCUUCCUCCUGGGGCUUAACCGCCAGCACCUCAUCCUCACGGACCCUGGAUCCCAGAUGCUGUGCUGCUCCAUUGCCCUGAAGGACCUGCAGCGGCUCCACCUGCAGAGCCCACUGGAGGAGGAGGGGUCCCCUUGCCUGGAACUCAACUACAGCUCAGCUGAUGGCCCUCAGACCAUCUGGUUUGAGUUGCCACAGGCCCAGGAGCUGCAGCACACCAUCGUCUUCCUACUGGACAACAGCACCUCCUCCAGUCUGUAGUCUAGGCCUCAACUGAGAGGAGUCUGGGAAGAGUGCAGACAGGAAGAGGCCUCUCUCCGGCCCAAGUGUCACCCAGACAGUCCACCUUGGAUGUUGUCAGGUCAUCCUGGUUUGGACUUCACCGCUUGGCUGUGUUCUGGAACCUGCCACAGCACAGCCCAGCUGGCCCAAGUGGAGGUCAUAAGGCAGGGGCUGCUAUAGUGACAUCAACUGGGAAAGACAGUAGCCAGGCUCCCUCUGGGGGGACUGGGCCCAGGGUGCAGGCUGCAGGAACUCGGGUUGGGCAGCUGAUACUGCCCAGUCUGGGGGAGAUGCCUGCCUGGCCCCAGGCACCUGCCUAGGCUCAACAUCAGCAUGAGCCCAGGCCUGGGAGAAGCAGCUGCUGAGGAAAUAAAACUUCCGAGAGAAAA